CUCUUUUCAAAUUUACUUCUUCCCUCUCUCUCUCUGCGCUCAUCAAUGGCGAAGGCAAUGAGUCCAAAACCGCCAGCAGCGCCGAGGAGUACGGCGUCGACGGCGAGCCGUCCCGAAUCGCCUACCAGUCCGCUUUUCGUUUUGUGCUCCAACGACGACCAGCUCGAACGUGCACAGGCACGCGUGGCACGCGCCGCCGCUAUUCGUCGCAAGGCGGCUACAGUUUCCGCUCAUUCUUCUCUACCGGACGAUCGUUGUCUCAGCGGAAAACAGAUUAUAAAACUCUUUCAAGAAUGUAUCAAACUCGCCAGCGAAAAUAAAAUAACCCAGAAGAACACGUGGGAGCUUAAGCUUAUCGAUCAUCUUAGCGACAUUAUUAAGGUUGGAACGGAAAAUGGCGCGGAGACUAAUUUUCACAAGGCAAGUUGCACAUUGGAAGCCGGGUUGAAAAUCUACUCGGCGAGGGUGGAUUCAUUGCACGCUGAGGCAUAUAAGGUCCUAAGUGGGAUGAAUCGAGCUCGUCUUGAAGAUGAACAAGUAACUACCACAGAGGAUGGCCAUGUCAGCAACAAGCAGGGUAGGGAGAAAGAGUCAGAGAGGAAGAUAGAUCCAAUGUCGACAGUGGAAUCCUCCUUCGAAGCUCUUAACAUAAAGAAGUUUGAUGUCACAUUGGUGGCGGAUCCUCUAUAUCAUCAAACGUUUGCACAGUUGGAUGAAGGUGGAGCCAAGGGUCUGCUACUGAAUAACCUUGGAGCAUGUGGAGGAUGCCAGGUGCUUUCUGAUGCGUACGAAGUUCCAGGGAAGUGCAGAUCAUGUUCAUUGCAAAGUACUGCCUUGGAAUUGAUUGAUCUCUCUUUUGCCAAAGAAUCUCUUGAGCAGAUGGUGGUGGGCAUACGCGCAAAGACUGAAAUAUGUCCUACUCUCAAGGAGAUAUUUUGCCAAUUUGAUGAAAAUAAUCAUCGAUCAUCUCAAGAUUUUAAUAUAAGCCAGAAUGCAGAUCUCAAAACGGAUCCCUUCAAUGCUGCGGACUAUUACAAAUUGAACAUUGAUCAAAAUGAUCAUAUGGGUGGUGAUCAAGAGAAUAUGAGUUUCGGACCUUCAUUUCAAAGUCAUCAUGAGGAUAAUAACUCCCAUACAUCAUAUGAAGCGGAUGUGGAUGACAGAUUUGAGAAAGUUUCUAUGUUUUUGUUUCAAGGUUUGCGAUUAAAGGAAAAUUCAUGGGCUGGUCCUGAUCACUGGAAGUAUAGGAGGCCUAAGGGUUCAGAGGAAGCUCCUGCCACUCGAAGCAGACCAGCUACUAAUAUAUCAAAGAACAAAAACUAUAAGGAAGUUGAGCUUGAUUUCACAGCAUCUCUAGACAACGAAAUUCCAAAUGUCUUUGCUGUGCCAAAAAAUUUCAAGUCUUUACUCCUACCUCCAAAUAGAAUACCUGUCAGUAACAGGCUUCCAGAUGACUGCCAUUAUAAACCUGAGAAUCUUGUCAAGUUGUUUCUUCUUCCCAAUGUUCUGUGCCUUGGGAAGAGAAGACAACAGCAUACAGAUUAUAACUCCUGGAAACAAAGUCACAAUUUUGAUGUAGCAUUGCCAUCAUGGGACGAUGAGAGUGUGCUUAGUGGCCAAUAUAAUGAUGGAUGUAUUCAUAGCGAUGUAGAAGACUCGGAUACUCUUGUUUCUCCACCUCGUCAGGUAAGCAACCUUGAAGUUCAGUACGACAGAACUUCAAAACAAGUUGAUGUUCAUGCAUUGAAGGAAACUCUGUGGGGUCAUAUGCAAGAAUCUGCCAGAGUUCCUACUGCGAAGGAAUUCAAAGACACCAUAUCCUUCAAGUAUGUCCUGGCUACCUUUCCUGUCAAUUGCCAAGCUGCAGCGGCUCAGGAUAUCACGCCCCAUUUGUGUUUCAUCUGCCUUUUGCAUCUAGCUAAUGACCGCGGGCUAAGCAUAGAUGACUGCCCAACUUUAGAUGACAUGAACAUUCAUCUUCCAUCUCGUCGAAUCUCAGAUGGAGUGGACCAGCCCUCAUCGUAGGCAAAGAUGUAGUGUACAUUUUGAUAUGUGAAUAUUUGAAGCCGGCUUGUCAUCGCCAUAUGCAAGCAACCGGGGCCUUUCGAGCAGUACUGAAAGAAACGUAAGCCUAUUUCAGUCGCCUUGAUUCUCAUGUUUUGCUGCAUGCUGUUGUGUUGAUUUUGAGCACGCCCUGGACUUGCCUAGGCUAAUCCAGCUUCUGUAUAUGCUGUUCAAUGUGUCGUGUGAAUUUGAUAUGAAAUAUCAACUCCUAAUUUGCUUCCUGUGCAAUAAUUUUAUUUGAUUUUUUGCUUGCAACCAAACUUUUUAUGACCAACCUUCUAGUUUAA
Messenger RNA from Pyrus x bretschneideri (Chinese white pear), 2351 nucleotides. RefSeq names its product condensin complex subunit 2-like. NCBI's taxonomy places the organism in Eukaryota, Viridiplantae, Streptophyta, Magnoliopsida, Rosales, Rosaceae. Gene Ontology annotation, cellular component: condensin complex. Gene Ontology annotation, biological process: mitotic chromosome condensation. The coding region runs from base 46 to 2025 and encodes 659 amino acids. Gene Ontology annotation, molecular function: chromatin binding. The record is from RefSeq and is a predicted model, not a curated record. The transcript has 13 exons.